Molecule: messenger RNA, 6325 nt
Organism: Menidia menidia (Atlantic silverside)
Lineage: Eukaryota; Metazoa; Chordata; Actinopteri; Atheriniformes; Atherinopsidae
Source: the annotation of a GenBank genome assembly
AUGGAGAAAAUGGUGAAAGACUGUAAAGCAUCAAGUAAGAGCAAGAAUGAGGAAAACGGUGAGACUCUUCCUACAUCUUGGAGCAUGUGUAGUGACCACCAAGGCGAUGCAGGUGAUGUUCAGUGCCAAGCGGCAAACUCACCCCCCCAAAACACCCCUGCCUCUGGCCACCAGACUCCCCAUGAGGAGCUCACUCUCAGAGCACUCCAUGAAAAGACAAACGUUAAGGCAAUGCUUGAUAACAUACAUGAACGGGAACGAGGAGAUGGUGGUCUUUGCACUCGAGGAACCGGCGGGCCCCAACCCAAACCAGUCCCAGCCGCUUCCAGGAAGUCGACCCCUGUCCCUGUUCCACGGAAACCCAAAACAGCUGUCCUAGCCCAUCAGGAAAAGGUGGAGGGGGAGAACGAGGAGGCCGCUGUUCAGGAAGCGAGGGAAGUAAGCACCAAAGGGGUGAAUAUGCCAUCAGAUGGGAAGGGCGGCUCAUCCCUGUCUGUCAGCAUACCUGAUAAUGAAAACAAGCGGCCAGUUUUUCUGUCUGCAAGAGGAGCUAAUGCCCCGCCGGCCCCUCCGCCCAGGAAAAAGCCCUUUCUGUCUGACCCCAAGAAAGCCGUGGGCUCAGUCUCUCAGACACCACUAAAGGAUCUGCUGGUGGAAGAUUUGGGUUGGGACAGCAGUGCCUAUAAAAUGGAGGUAUCUGUAGACGGGGAAGAUGAAGAAGUUCAGAAUGAAGGAGCUGACAACAACCUCACCCAUCGCUUUCCUUCCAGCAGUUCACUAACCCAGCUUGCUACCAUCACAGAGAAAAGGAUGGUUGAGACAGCUCCAGAGGAACUUCAGACCGAUAGCAGCCCAGUGACACUUGUACAGAAGAAGGAGCAGGAGAUAGACGAGCAUAGAUUAAAGUCAGACUUUGGGUCUGAGCAAAUCUCUCGUUUCCCGAAGAUCAAAAUUACGAGGGAGCUGCCUUUGCCUGCAAAGGAGAAAUCGACCGGUGCUUUCUUAACACCUGGAAACGUCAAACUCUCUCGUCUCGGUGUCGGCAAAAAGAAAUCCAAGUCCUUCUCCACUGCUGACCUUGUUCACACUGACGGACAUAGGAAGAAUUCUUUCCGGAAACUUUUAGAAUUGAAGCUCACAGUGAAGAUGUUACCUAAGAUGAAAGUAAAAGGAAGCCAGAGUUCAGUCUCCACUGUCAAUGAUUAUGAACAAAGUGCUCACAAGGGACAAGAUAAAUAUCCCCAACUCCCUGAGCAUGUCAGCGUUGAGCGUAAACUGUCCUGCCCGGUGAUUGGAGUGGAGCAGUGUGUGGACGGGGACGUGUUUUCUGAUGAACCAGAUGACUACUACGAAAGCAUUUUGAACUAUGACGAGAUACCAAUCUACGAGAACAUACACGUUGGAAAGGGAGGAUUGUCUCCUCUGGCCUCCAUCCCGCAGGCCUGGCAGAGCUCACUGUACGAUGAUGAGGGCAUUUAUGAGGAGCAGGAGCCUUAUAUGUCCCUGGUGAAAAAGGAGGCGCAGAGUCAGACACCAACGGGAUACGACAGAAACUCAGUCGAUGAAGAAGUGGCUCCCAUGGAUGACUCCUCCUGGGAUGAAGAUGAUGAGACCAACAGCACAGAUGAAGAGGAUGAGGACGCCAACAGUUCUGUCUCCAGCAAGGGCAACCCUGAGCAACCAGAGGAGAGCACGGACUUCCGUGAAUCUGUCUCAAAGGCUUCUUGUCAGAGUGGAAAACCUGUAAUUGAAGAGCGUAUUCUCAACCAGAUCCUUUACUACCUCCCACAGCUCCAUGAACUCAACCAAGACUUGCUUAGAGAGCUGCAGCACAGAGUAGCCGAGUGGGAUGAUAAAUCCCAGGUUGCAGACAUUUUCCUGAAAAAAGGGCCUUAUCUGAAGAUGUACUCCACAUACAUCCGUGAGUUUGACAAGAAUGUGGCUCUGCUGGAAGAGCAGACCAAAAGGAACCCUGCGUUUGGUGCAGUAGCAAGUCCUCGCUGUGCCAAUCUGGCCCUGAAGCAUUACCUACUGAAGCCAGUUCAGAGGAUUCCUCAGUAUCAGCUGCUGCUCACAGACUACCUAAAAAACCUCUCUGAAGACUCAAAUGACUACAAGGACACUGAAGCUGCCCUCGCUUUGGUGAAAGAAGUGGCCAAUCAUGCCAAUGACAUCAUGAAGCAAGGGGAUAACUUCCAGAAGCUCAUUCAGGUGCAGUGUCGUCUGAAUGGCCACCACGAGAUAGUCCAGCCAGGACGGUUUAACGACACUUUGCUGUACACCACCCCGGUUCAGUCAGGACAGUACAAGCUCAAAAACAUGCUGUCAUUGGCUGGGAUGACGGUUAGCAAACCAAGUCAAGAGGCUUAUCAGAAUGAGCUGAACAUAGAGAGCGUGGAGCGCUCUUUCAUCCUCUCUGCCAGUUCGGCCACAGAGCGAGAUGAAUGGCUGGAGGCAAUUUCCACAGCAAUCAGUGAUUAUGCCAAAAAGAAAAUCAGCUUUAUAUCUGGGAAACCUCUGGAGGCAUUAGAAGUGAAUGACGAGCCAGAUGGUGCUCCGCUGGGCUCCAAAGCUCCCAUCUGGAUCCCUGAUCUGCGUGCCACCAUGUGCAUGAUCUGCACCUGUGAGUUCACCAUAACCUGGAGGAGACAUCACUGCCGUGGAUGUGGAAAGGUGGUGUGCCAGUCUUGCUCCUCAAACAAACAUCGUCUUCAAUACCUAAAGAACCAGUUCGCCCGAAUAGUAACUGAUCAGCAGACUGGCCAAAAGAUCCAGAUUGUCACAGCCCUCGAACCAUCCUCUCCUGGAAAGCAGCAGUUUAUCUUAGCAAAUGCGGACUAUUCCUCUGGUGGGAAGGUGAUCCUGACCAAGCAGGAAGGCUCACCAAACAAGGUCAUCCUCGCCACUCCAGAUGGAUCUGGGGUCAACCAGCUGCUGUUUGCUUCCCCGGAGCUGGCUGGACAGCAGAUUCAGUUUGUAACCGAGGGCUCUGACCAGUCUAUUGUCAAGCCUGUGGUGGAGUACUGUGUCGUCUGUGGGGAUAAAGCUUCAGGGCGACAUUAUGGAGCUGUCAGCUGUGAGGGCUGUAAAGGCUUCUUCAAACGCAGCAUCAGAAAGAACUUGGUGUACACAUGCCGGGGUUCCGGAGAAUGUGCCAUUAACAAGCUCCACCGAAACCGCUGCCAGUACUGCCGACUGCAGCGCUGUAUAGCUCUGGGCAUGAAACAGGAUUCUGUACAAUGUGAAAGAAAGCCUGUUGAAGUUAGCACCAGAGAGAAAUCUGUGAACUGCGCAGCCUCCACCGAAAAGAUCUACAUCCGCAAGAACCUUUGCAGCCCUCUGGCAGCCACGCCCACUUUUGUAUCUGACAAGGAAACCGCAAGGUCAACAAGUUUACUUGAGUCAAGCAUGUUGCUCAACAUCCAACAACCCUUCUCCAAGCUGGAAAACACCAUCCUAAUUCCAACUUCCCCAGACAAGGAGGAGGACCCAUCUCAAGGGGACCUUGGUACGCUGGCAAAUGUGGUUACGUCGCUGGCCCACCUGAACAAGACCAGGGAGGCCAGCGACAGCGGGAAUGACAUGAUGGAAGCUGAAACACUCAGCAACGGUGACAGCUCAAUUACAGACACCCAGGGAGAUGAUCAGACUGCCAGUGACAUCACUAGAGCUUUUGACACUCUGGCCAAAGUGCUACAUCCUGGUGACAGCUCAGCAGGAGAUACCUUGGAGGCCACAAUGCAGCUGAUGUCAGGGGACCAGUCGGGCCCUGUGGUGGAACUGGAGGGAGCCCUGCUUUCUGAGAGCCAUAUUCCUUUCAAGCUCAUGAUGCCUUUGCCUGUACCAGAGUACCUUAAUGUAAACUACAUCUGUGAGUCGGCGUCCCGGCUACUUUUCCUGUCUAUGCACUGGGCACGCUCCAUACCUGCCUUUCAAACUCUCGGUGUUCAAGACAAUGACAUUAACUUGAUGAAAGCCUGCUGGAAUGAGCUUUUUGCCCUGGGCCUGGCCCAGUGUUCCAAUGUUAUGAAUGUUGGCACCAUUCUAAGUGCCAUUAUCAACCAUCUGCAGACCAGCCUACAGGAAGAUAAACUCUCUCCUGAAAGGGUAAAAAUAGUAAUGGAGCACAUUUGGAGGAUGCAGGAGUUCUGUAACAGCAUGUCCAAGCUGUCCCCAGACUCCUAUGAAUAUGCCUACCUCAAAGCCAUCGUUCUCUUUAGCCCAGAUCACCCAGGCAUAGAUCACACUUCUCAGAUAGAGCGGUUUCAGGAAAAAGCCUACAUAGAGCUGCAGGACUACGUAACCAGGGUCUACCCAGAAGACUCCUACCGGUUGUCCAAGCUCCUGCUCCGUCUUCCAGCCCUCAGGCUGAUAAGUGCAGCUGUGACCGAGGAGCUGUUUUUCGCUGGGCUCAUAGGAAACGUACAGAUCGACAGCAUCAUCCCCUACAUCCUCAAAAUGGAGUCGACUGAUUACAACAGCCAGGCGGCCUCUGGCGUUUGACAAACUGUGCCAUAAGUAACAGCAGCAUUGGAUUGUGAAAACUGGACUGGAAUCCAUUCAAGACCCCGGUAGUUACCGAAUGGUUAUACCGAACUAUAUUUAUGAUCAUCAUUUAUCAACUGUGCUUUCUCUCAUUUGCUCCUGUGUCGAACUCCUGGGUAAAGCUGUCAGGGCUAAGGCUGAAUUACUGAAGACAAAUAAGAUCAUCCCCAGAGCCUGCCAGCAUCUGCUCGUUCAGGAAUCAGCCCUUGCAACUUGCAUUGUAGAUUGUGCUUUUAUUGUAUAGUAUUUUAUGCUGUCCAAGCGUUUCUUUUCUGCAGAUCACGUUUGUACCUUGAACGACUUGGCGACAAUUAUUUUUUUUCCACUGCUUUUCGAAAAUGCCCAUGCUUUUUUUCAUUUUAGCAUAUUGGGGGGGGAAAAAACUUGUCAUAAUGUGAAUUGAUUCAUGAGAUAUGGUAAAGGGUUAUAACUUUCAUUUCUUAUUUUGCAAAUCCAAAGGAUUUUUGGCAUAAUGUGGAUCUGAAGUAGCUGUAUGUACAUUUGUAUAUAGAAUGCCCCAAGAGGCCAGAUGGACAUCGUUGGCAGUUUGUGGACUCCAUUAUUUGGACAAAUGUGGAUGGAAACCGAUAGCAAUGUUGUUUAAGAAUUAAAACAUCUUUCACUCAUAUUUUUCGUUUCCACGAUCAAGCUUCUGCUUUCAGCAGGGAUAGAGAAACAGACGGUUUUCCUUUAGGGAUGAAAAAUCAUUUUAUUUACUGCCAACGGAUGUACACUUUUGGUUGAACGGAGCUCACACACAGUCGUGUUAGCUGGCUAACAUUCAGUGUCUUGAAAAGCCUUUAUGAAUGAAGAGAUUAUUCAACAAUCAGCUGUAAAAGCUCCGUAUGCAGGACAGUUGUCACAAUUUCUAUCUAAAUUUAGAUAAAUGUGGAGUAAACUUUGGUUAAGGCUUUGUUUUUUUUAAACUGGCAAGCAAAAAAAGGUCAUUCAGGUUCAUGUAGCCUUUUUAAUACAUCCCUGUACUCCAGUUCAAAUAAACUAAUUAACCAUUAUGUUUAUUUAAUUUUACCUGGAAGUAUAUAGUGCCUCUGUCUACGUGUGUUGCAAAGUUCUAAGUUGUAGUUAUUCUCAGAAUUUGAAACGUAUUCUUUGAGCAGUUGAUUGACGCGGUCUCCCUGAAUAAUGCAGAAUCUGUAUCCUUCCCCCCUGCCUUAUUGUUUUGUAUCGUGUUGGGUAUCGUGGAGCUGGAGGUUCUUACAGGGAGCUAGACUUUGUAUUAUUGGCUGAUGAAUUUUUCAUCGGGGCUCAGACGGUGUCUGUAAGCCUCCUUUUGCUGUACUUACUUCAUGACCGUACCCAGCUAAUUAAAGCGACCCGAUGGCUGCAUUAAAAGUUGAUGAGCUGAUGAGUGAUAUUGCUAGUUGCCGUUUAUAGAAAUCCGUUGUGGGACGUAUCCAGUUGCUUCUUUGUGUGGGUCUCCACAUCACGUCACUUGUUCUUUUCCUCUUUGAAACGCAAAGACUGAUGCAUAUCAGCACAUGGCACACCCACUAUAUGGCCCACAAAAAGACGCUCAUUCUUUGAUCUCUUUAAAAGACAUCCACAGAAUUUAGACUUGCAAAUACAAUACUCAUUGUAACUGUGAAGGGUCAGGGAUUUGUGAUGCAACACCGGCUUUUGUGUUUAAGACUAGGUGGAUUAGUUCAUUCCAAGCUGGAUAAAUGGGAGUGAACCAGUAGGAGCACUCCCAUGGCCUCCUGGGAGUUUAGGUUGGCCUGCUUGAGGGCGUGUUGGUAAAAAGGAUUGUAAAACAAGUGGC